AUGAAACGACAGAACCAGCCGUAUGAGUUGUUAACGUUGAAGAAGCAAAAGGCAGAACAACCCGAAUCUUCCAUAGAACACACACAUGGACCGGUUGACCUCCAAUUUGGACAGAGAAAGGCUUUUCCUGUCGAUCUAGAUAUCGACCCUUCCAGGCUGCCCCAGAAUGAAGGUUCUCUUCCACAAGACGUCAUGACAUACCUAGCAAUGGUUCGAAUGGAGGCAGAAGGCAACGCAAGAUACAAUAUUGACGAGGAUGAAAACUUUUAUCUACAUGAAACUGUUAAAACUAAGGAGAAUAUAGCUUUGGACCCUGUGGACAAUGAACACCAAGUGCACAUAACCUGGCACCAUGACUACACAGAGUACUUUAAAGCCAGACAAGAAAAGCUUAGCAUUUUAGGAAAGGAAAUCGAAGGUGACGAAAAGUUUAUAGAGCCCUCCAGUGCCCAAUUGUGGAAGAAAUAUGUAUUUGAAACGACCCCUGAUGACCGAUUAAUAGUAGCCAUUCCGUUUGACGUCAAGUUCAAGAUGAUAAUCUACUUCACACGAUGGCUUAAUAAGACAUUGAAUGCCAAUCUGAUCAAAUGGAUAGAAAUAACAUUAGAAUCACUUCCGGAGUUGUUGGAGGGGACUGAGAUAUCGUUGUUACGUAAUCUUGCUAAGAAGGCGAUAAAGCUACGAGGUAAUGACUUGGACAGCACCAGUUUAUCGGUUAUGGAUGAGAUAAUAUCCAUAGUUGGGGAUGUGUAUCAUCAAAGGGAUCUAUUAGAGGGUUAUUUAUAG
Messenger RNA from Komagataella phaffii GS115, 786 nucleotides. RefSeq lists its product as hypothetical. The transcript has a single exon. The record is from RefSeq and is a predicted model, not a curated record. Gene Ontology annotation, biological process: spliceosomal snRNP assembly. Bases 1 to 786 code for a protein of 261 amino acids. NCBI's taxonomy places the organism in Eukaryota, Fungi, Ascomycota, Pichiomycetes, Pichiales, Pichiaceae.